Molecule: messenger RNA, 8646 nt
Organism: Drosophila guanche
Lineage: Eukaryota; Metazoa; Arthropoda; Insecta; Diptera; Drosophilidae
Gene: cut
Product: homeobox protein cut
Exons: 7
Coding region: 545-7546 (2333 amino acids)
Biological process (GO): regulation of DNA-templated transcription
Molecular function (GO): DNA-binding transcription factor activity, RNA polymerase II-specific; DNA binding
Source: RefSeq, a predicted model, not a curated record
UCGAUCAACAAUCAACAAUCUUCCCCCUAACACAUUCACUCACUCACUCUCUCACACUCUCUUGCAACAAAAAGCGCUUCCUCUCACAACAAAUUGUAUUGCAUUUUCUUUGGAAAUUGUUGGAAAAUAAUCAAAAUCAACAACAACAACAACAACACCAGUUAUUGAGCAACAUAAAUAAGAGAGGAAAAAUCAAAAAAUAAAAGGCUUUGGGUUUUUUCAAAAGUAUUUUAUGAAUUUUUUUGGGCACGUAAAAAGUAAUUGCAACAAUACACCAACCAAAAACAACAACAAAUCAGGUGUCAAAUGUGAUGUGUGACUAAAACUUAAUCAAACUAACUUACUAACAAACAAACGAGAAAACAAACAAAAAACAAAACUGAAGAAACUAAAGUGUAAAAAGUGGGAAAACAAUUUGCGGCAUUUAAAUGCCAGGCCUUAGCCACAGAUUUAUUGGCAUUACCAACACCAAAAACAACAACUGCAACACUUGCAACAACAACAACAACAAUUGACAGUCGAAUCUUUGGAGGAAAGCCCACGAAUGCAGCCAACAUUGCCACAAGCCGCUGGGACAGCCGAUAUGGAUCUGACGGCUGUUCAAUCAAUCAACGAUUGGUUUUUCAAAAAGGAGCAAAUUUAUUUAUUGGCACAAUUUUGGCAACAGCGCGCUACCCUUGCCGAGAAGGAAGUGAACACACUCAAGGAGCAACUGUCCACCAGCAACACGGAUCCCGCCAGCGGCAGCAUCCACAGCGACAGCGACAACAGCCACAACCACAACACAGGAGCGUCAGUGGCAGGAGCAGGAGCAGGAGCAGCAGAAGGGGAAUCAGGCGUACAGGAGAUCGAGGAUUCAGAUCUGGAAUUGGCCAGCGGAGGCGCUGGAUCUGGAUCUGGCCAUCAGCUGAACAGCUCCAUUGUUGCAGCGGCCAUCACGCUGCAGCAGAACGGCGGCAAUCUGCUGGCCAACACCAACACGCCGUCGCCCUCGCCGCCGUUGCUCAGCGCCGAGCAGCAGCAACAGUUGCAGAGCAGCCUGCAGCAGAACGGUGGUGGUGUCGGCGGCGCCUGCCUCAAUCCGAAGCUCUUCUUCAAUCACGCCCAACAAAUGAUGAUGGAGGCGGCGGCAGCUGCCGCAGCAGCAGCAGCGGCGGCGGCUGUCCAACAGCAACAUCAGCAUUCGCCUCUGCAUUCCCCAGCAGCGGAGGCAGCAGCCGCAGCGUCGGCUGUGGGACCCACAGAUCAUCAAACGGUGGCCACCGAGGCCACUGCCACCACCACCACCCACACAGCGACCAACACCACCAGCAGCAGCAACACCACCAACAGUAGCAGCGGCAGCGGCAGGAGGAGCCGUGGCAGUCACCUCCACAACGAGGAUGAGGAGCAGGACGAGGACGAUGAAGAGGAUGAUGAGGAGGAGAACGCCUCCAUGCAGUCGAAUGCAGCGCAUUUGGACGAUGAUGACGAUGACAUGGAGCUGGAGCCCCAUCAGUCCCUGGAGGCCAUCGAAUCUGCGGCAAGAACUGAACCACACCAACACCAACAGCAGCAGCAGCAGCAUCAGCAGCGGCAGAGGCAUGCGGCGACUGGCGAUCCGGAGGAGGUGUCUGCUGUGGCCGCUGCUGGCGAUUCGGAGACUGUGGCAGAUGAUGAGGAAGCUAGUUUAAAUGUUAGCAAUAAUCACAAUACCGAUAGCAAUAAUAGUUGUAGUCGAAAGAACAGCAACAGCAACAGCGUCGGCCCGGGUGUGGCAAUGCGUGAUAGCAAUGAUGAUGAUGAUGAUGAUGAUGAUGAUGAUGUGGAUGAUCCGCAUGUGGCAGCAUCGGUUCAUAGUGCCGAGGAUGAUGACUGUACCAACAACAAUACCAGCAACAACAACAACAACAGCGAGAAGCAGCGCAGGAAGCGCAACAACAACACAAACAGCAACAGCAACAGCAACAAUCAGCACGCUGUGCAAAUUGCUGCCAAAGACAAAGAGAUUAAAGCACUUCUCGAUGAGCUGCAGCGCCUGCGUGCCCUGGAACAGACGCAUCUGGUGCAGAUCCAGCGCUUGGAGGAGCAUCUGGAGGUGAAGCGGCAGCACAUUAUGCGCCUUGAGGCACGCCUCGACAAGCAGCAGAUCAAUGAGGCACUGGCCGAGGCCACGGCCUUGGCUGCCGCCGUCAAUGCGGCUGCCACCAACAACAACAACAACAGCCAGAGCAGCGACAACAACAAGCUGAACGCCACCUCCCCACUAGAGGCAGCAGCUGGAGCAGCAGCAGGCAACGACCUGAAUUCCACCCAGGCCUCAGUCCAGGCUGAGGACGAUGACGAGGAGGAGGAGGAGGAUGACCACCACCAGGCCAUGCACGUGGACAAUGACGAGGGAGAGGAGGCCGCCGCCACCAGCACCCACCAGCAGCAGGUCGACGAGGAGGACGAUGAUGAGGAGGAUGACGAGACCGAGGAUCAGGAGCAUCAUCAAGCGGCCAUGUCAAACCAAGCCACAGCCAAUGCCGACAGCAGCGAGCUGAAAAUCAAAAAGGAACAGCACAGUCCUUUGGAUCUGAAUGUUCUGAGUCCCCAGUCGGCCAUUGCGGCCGCGGCCGCUGCCGCAGCUGCCGCCGCCUGUGCCAACGAUCCCAACAAAUUCCAGGCUCUGCUCAUGGAGCGGACCAAGGCCCUGGCCGCCGAAGCCAUCAAGAAUGGUGCAGCCGGCGGCAGUGACUCUGCCAAUGCGAUCAGCGAAGAUGCCGGAUCCCAUCCGCACCACCACCACCAGCAGCAGCAGCAGCAGCAACAGUCGCUGCACCAGCAUCAGCAGCACCACCAGCAGCAGCAGCACCACCUCCAGCAACAGUCGCAGCAGCACAACAGCAGCAGCAACAGCAGCAGCUGCAAUUCGGGUCCUGGCAGCACCACCGAUGGCGCCCUCAACCACCAUCACGCGCACGGACAUGGCCACCACUUGGUGGGCCACAAUCCGCACGGCCUGCCCCACGGGCAUCCGCAUGGACAGCUGCUGCAUCCGGCAGCGGCCCACCACCUGCACCACGCCGACUCCAACUCCUCCAGCGCCAACAGCACACCCAGCAGCACCGCCCAGCUAGCGGCCAGCCUGGCCAGCACCCUCAAUGGCAGCAAGUCCCUGCUGCAGGCAGCCGCUGCCGCCAAUGCCGCUGCCGUGGCAGCCGGCGCCGUCGCUGAGGACAACAACAACGGUCUGACGCCCAAUGCCAAUGCCAAUGCAGCGGCAGCAGCAGCGGCCAUGGCCGCUCACGCCCAGCAUGCGGCGGCCCUGGGACCGGGCUUCCUGCCCAGCCUGCCGGCCUUCCAGUUUGCCGCCGCGGCGGCCGCCAAUCAGGAUGCGCGCGGCCACUAUCGGUUCGCGGACGCGGAGAUGCAACUGCCGCCGGGUGCCUCGAUGGCCGGCCGCUUGGGCGAGUCGCUGAUACCCAAGGGCGAUCCCAUGGAGGCCAAGCUGCAGGAGAUGCUGCGCUACAACAUGGACAAGUACGCCAACCAGGCCCUGGACACGCUGCACAUCUCGCGCCGUGUGCGGGAGCUGCUCUCCGUGCACAACAUCGGACAGCGGCUGUUUGCCAAAUACAUACUCGGCCUGUCGCAGGGCACCGUCUCGGAGCUGCUCAGCAAACCGAAGCCCUGGGACAAGCUGACGGAGAAGGGACGCGACAGCUACCGCAAGAUGCAUGCCUGGGCCUGUGACGAUAACGCCGUCAUGCUGCUCAAGUCGCUGAUACCCAAGAAAGAUUCGGGACUGCCACAGUAUGCGGGACGUGGCUCGAGCGGCGGCGGCGGUGGCGAUGAUUCCAUGUCGGAGGAUCGCAUUGCACACAUCCUGAGCGAGGCCUCGUCGCUGAUGAAGAGCACAGCCGCCCAGCAGCAGCGGGAGCAGCAGGAUCAGCACAGCAACGAGGACAGCAAGUCGCCGCCACAGAGCUGCACAUCGCCGUUCUUCAAGGUGGAGCAGCAGCUGAAGCAGCAGCACCAGCAGCAUCGCGACCAGCAGCACAUGGCCUCCGAGCAGCGGGACGCUGUGGUGGCCGCCGCCCAGCAGCAGCACCAGCAGCAUCAGCAGCAGCGGGAGCAGCGCGAACGGGAGCGCGAGCAGCAGCAGCGACUCCGCCACGAAGAUCUGGCCCAGGACAAGAUGGCACGACUCUACCAGGAGCUGAUAGCCCGCACACCACGCGAGGCAGCCUUCCCCAGCUUUCUGUUGUCGCCAUUCUUUGGUGGUGCCGCCGGCAUGCCCGGCGCGGCCAAUGCAUUCCCAGUUCCCGACGAGAACAUGCGCCACGCCUUCGAGCGGGAGAUCGCCAAGCUGCAGCAGCAGCACCAGCAGCAGCAGCAGCAGGCGGCUCAGGCGCAGGCCCAGGCCCAAGUCCAGGCAGUGUCCGGCUUCCCCAACUUCUCCAGCCUGAUGGCGCUGCAGCAGCAGGUGCUCAAUGGCGCCCAGGAUCUCUCGCUGGCCGCCGUCAAGGACAUCAAGCUGAACGGACAGCGCGGCUCGCUGGAGCACAGCAGCAGCAGCUCCAAGGACGGUGACCGCGACGAUCCGCGCGACUAUCCACAGUCGCUGCAUGGCCGCAAGUCCGACACACCGGCCCCACCCGCGCCCCCAGCUCCGCCCGCGGGCAGUGGCGGCAGUGUGCCCGGUUCGGCCAACAGCCUCUCGAGCGUCCGCGAUGGCGGCGUGGGCGCCGGCGCCGGCUCCGUUGGUGCCGGCAGUCAUGCCAGCAACUCGGCCGCACCCAGUCCGCUGAGCAACUCCAUCCUGCCGCCGGCACUGAGCAACCAGGGCGAGGAGUUUGCGGCCACCGCCAGCCCACUGCAGCGCAUGGCAUCCAUCACCAACUCGCUGAUCACACAGCCGCCGGUUACGCCGCACCACAGCACACCGCAGCGGCCCACCAAGGCCGUCCUGCCGCCCAUCACGCAGCAGCAGUUCGACAUGUUCAACAAUCUCAACACGGAGGACAUUGUGCGCCGCGUGAAGGAGGCUCUCUCCCAGUACAGCAUCUCGCAGCGGCUGUUCGGCGAGUCGGUGCUGGGACUGUCGCAGGGCUCCGUGUCCGAUCUGCUGGCACGGCCCAAGCCCUGGCACAUGCUCACCCAAAAGGGACGCGAGCCCUUCAUACGCAUGAAGAUGUUCCUCGAGGACGAGAACGCGGUGCACAAGCUGGUGGCCAGCCAGUACAAGAUUGCGCCCGAGAAGCUCAUGCGCACCGGCAGCUACUCCGGCAGCCCCCAGAUGCCGCAGGGCCUGGCCAGCAAGAUGCAGGCCGCCGCCCUGCCCAUGCAGAAGAUGAUGAACGAGCUGAAGCUGCAGGAGCCGGCACAGGCGCAGCACAUAAUGCAGCAGAUGCAGGCGGUGGCCAUGUCCGCGGCCAUGCAGCAGCAGCAGCAGCAGGCGGCAGCCGCCGCCGCAGCCGUGGCCGCACAGCAGCAGAGCCAGCACCAGCAUCCCCAUCAGCAUCCACAUCCGCAUCCGCACACACACCAGCAGCAUCAGCAGCACCAGCAGGCAGCCGCAGCCGCCCAGGCAGCCGCCGCGCUCCACCAUCAGAAUAUGCUGCUCACAUCGCCGGGUCUGCCGCCCCAGCAUGCCAUCAGUCUGCCGGCCUCGGGCGGCGGUGCUGUCUCCUCUGUGGGCUCGCAACCUGCCGGCCAGGGCAGCGCCGGCGGACCCUCGGGGCCACCGUCGAGUGGCGAGAAGAAGCCCAUGCUGAUGCCAGUACAUGGCGGGGCACAUGCGCCCAAUGCGAUGCGCAGCCUGCACCAGCACAUGUCGCCCACCGUGUACGAGAUGGCGGCACUCACGCAGGACCUGGACACGCACGACAUCACCACGAAGAUCAAGGAGGCGCUGCUGGCGAACAACAUUGGCCAGAAGAUCUUUGGGGAGGCGGUGCUGGGCCUGUCGCAGGGCUCCGUGUCGGAGCUGCUGAGCAAACCGAAGCCCUGGCACAUGCUCUCGAUCAAGGGGCGGGAGCCGUUCAUCCGCAUGCAGCUGUGGCUGAGCGACGCCAACAAUGUGGAGCGGCUGCAGCUGCUCAAGAACGAGCGGCGGGAGGCGAGCAAGCGGCGUCGCAGCACCGGACCCAACCAGCAGGACAACAGCAGCGACACCUCCAGCAAUGACACCAACGACUUCUACACCAGCAGCCCCGGACCCGGCUCCGUGGGCUCCGUGGGCGGUGCGCCGCCCAGCAAGAAGCAGCGCGUCCUCUUCUCCGAGGAGCAGAAGGAGGCACUUCGGCUGGCAUUCGCCCUCGAUCCGUAUCCCAAUGUGGGCACCAUCGAGUUCCUGGCCAACGAGCUCAGCCUGGCCACGCGCACCAUCACCAACUGGUUCCACAAUCAUCGCAUGCGGCUCAAGCAGCAGGUGCCGCACGGCCAGCCCGGCCAGGACAAUCCCAUACCGAGUCGCGAGAACACCAAUGCGACGCCCUUCGAUCCCGUCCAGUUCCGCAUCCUGCUGCAGCAGCGACUCGUCGAGCUGCACAAGGAGCGCAUGGGAUUGGGCGGUGCGCCCAUACCCUACCCGCCGUACUUCGCGGCGGCCGCUCUGCUCGGCCGCAGCCUGGCGGGCAUACCGGGCGCGGCGGCUGCCGCUGGCGCUGCUGCUGCCGCGGCGGCUGUGGGUGCGGCCGGCGUCGGUGUGGGGGACGAGCUGCAGCUGCAGGCCCUCAAUCAGGCGUUCAAGGAGCAGAUGAGCGGCCUGGAUCUGUCCAUGCCGACGCUGAAGCGCGAGCGCAGCGAUGACUAUCAGGACGACCUAGAAAUGGACGCAAGUGGCCACAACAUGAGCGACAACGAGUCGCUCGAGGGCCAGGAGGCGGAGGACAAGGCCGUCUCCGAGUACGAGAAGGUCCUGCAAAAGUCCGCCCUCGCCUCGGCGGCUGCCGCCUACAUGAGCAACGCCGUGCGCAGCUCCCGCCGCAAGCCGGCGGCCCCCCAGUGGGUGAAUCCCGCUGGCACCACCACACCCAAUGCGGGACUGGCAGCCGCAGCCGUGGCAGCGGCCGCAGCGGCAGCCGCUGUGGCGGCCCAGGCCGGCGCAGGCAGCGACAGUGAGCGCAUUAUCAACGGUGUCUGUGUGAUGCAGCAGGGCUCCUCCGACUAUGGUCGGGACGAUGCUGAUGGCAAAUCCGUGGAGGCGGGCGGCAAUGAUUCGGAGCAUGAGCACGCCCAGCUGGAGAUUGACCAGCGGUUCAUGGAGCCCGAGGUGCGCAUCAAGCAGGAGGAGGACGACGACGAGGAGGAGGACCAGCAACAGCACCAGCAUCAUCAGCAGCUGGAUGCUGGCCUCGAUUGCGAGGCAAGCGAGGCGGAGAAGAAGCUGAAGGUGAUCAACGAGGAGAAGCUGCGUCUGGUGCGCGUCAGUCGCCUGAGCACCGGCCAGGGUGUCGUCGACUCUGAGGAAUCAUCAGCGACCUGUGUCGCCGCCGCAGUAGCCGGUGGCAGCGGGACAGUGGCAGGCGCCGCCCAGGCGGUAGCCAGUGCCGCGCCAGCCGCUGCGUGGAACUACUAGGACAGUGCAAUGAUCAACGAUGGAGCAGAUGGAGUUGGAAUUCGAGAUGGAGACGACCGUUUACUUGUGAUUAAGUUUGGAUGUUUAGACCUAGACGUAGACCUAGACCCAGGACUCGCCUCGAGCGGGCUAGAUAUAUAUAAAUAUCGGAUACAUAAAUAGCACCUAGAACGUAGAGAACUCUAUAUACAUAUACAUAUAUAUUUUUUUUUGUUUUUUUUUUAAAUCAUAUUUACGUACAAUAUAAAAUACGAUACGGAAUCAAUACCUAUGGGACUUAGGAUAGCAGGAUAGCCUUAGGUGUCUGGUUUUUGCCCGGAGUUGUAAUAAUUGUAGCUAAAAGUUUAGAGACGCUAUGCGAGGAGCGCAAAAGUAUUAAAAUCACCCAUGAAAUCCCAUAAAGCCCCUCCCCCUAACUACCCCAAAACAUAACAAACAAAUAAGAUAACAAAAUAUAGACAACAAAAAAAGAAGAAGGCCCCCACUGACUUGCCCAAGAACUUUAACCAAAAGCCAAGAUCCAAUGAUAGCGAAAGAGAUCUUGCAAAGAUUUUUUUUGAUUUGUUUCUACUUGAAGACUGUAAGCGAAGGCGGUAGGAUGGAUGGAUGGAUAACUGCGUACAUAAAUACAUGUGGAUAUAUCCAUAUAUCAUUUUGUGUUUGUCGAUCUAUUAUUACCACAAUUACGAUUAUGAUUAUACGAUUAUGAUAAUGAUAAUGAAUAUGAAUAAUGAUACGGCACUAGGGCUCUAUGCACAUUAUUCAAUGGUUGGAGUGUAAAUACGGACUAAAACGAACCCUGGAGAUGUCGCUCUGUACAUAGGACUCCUCGCGAGACAUGAUCUUUCUUUCGUUACUUCGUUCUUCCUUCGUACUCCAACAGAUCUUCCCCUCAGUCACCCGACUUGUUAAACUAUCUUUUGAUCUCAAGCAAAACACACACACAAAACGAAAGGAGAAACGAGUAAUGAGAAAUGAGAAAUGAGAAACGAGAAGCAAUUAAGAAACGAAAACCCAAAGUAAAAGAUAGUUGAAAGCAAGCAAAAUUGCAGCGAGGAAAAUGUUUUUGCCCUUUACCGUUUAUUUUUUACAAUUUUUUU